AUGGAGUUUCAGUUAAAUCGGGAAUCAGAAAUUCUCAGGAAUCAGAGGGAAUUUCAGAAAUUUCGAAAUAAUUUGUUAAAAGUGCACGUGAAACCUGGGAAAAACGUCGCGAAGAAAUUCGAAAACUAUAUUGACGAAAACAAAAACGCAACGUCAUCGCCUGAAGAUACUGAUCUAGAGGCUGCGAACACGUUGGAGGAAAAUGAAGCCGCGUCAGAAACUACUCCCGUCGAAGACACAACCACCGCUGUAAAUACAGACUUGGCCACCGAGGCCAAAGACAACAAUAGAGAAUCUCAACAAGGCGUAGUGGAGACCGUGUGGACAUCAGACAUGAUCCAGGGCAACGUCAUAGACGCUGAUGAUGACGAUGACGACGACGACGACGAUAAUGAUAAUUAUAACGAUAGCCAAGAUGACCACAACUACGAUGAAAAUACACUAGAAGAGAAUGAACUGAAAUGCGAGUUUGUUUCAGAUGAUCUCGGUGAAUACGUCGGAACGGACCUCCGGGAAACGCCAUCGUUCGACUACAGCCUUGACGGCAAAGAUCCGUUCGCUGAACCACGAAUGAUGGGCUCGUCGACCCUGACCGUCUACGAGGCGUUUGGAGCGGCGUGCGUGUUGGACUUAUGGGUCAGCCGGAUCGGCAUGAUGGACGCGUUUGACGGGACAGGAAUGCUGCGCCAAGGGGACUGCUUCCGGCCUGCUACUAUCGUCUCCGUCACCGACGAGGAGUCCAGCAGUGAUGUUAUCGAGACUACGCCGCACCGAGCAAAGGUCACCAAGUUCCUGGCGUUCGUACAGGACACGCUCCGCUUGACCAUCUGCGAGCUGUGGUCGAGCGGUACGUUCAACGAGCUGCGCCUGGUCAACGAGUCGAUGCUGAACGCGGUGCGCGAGGAACAGCAACUGGUGGCGGAUUUGGCGUACAAUCGGGAUGAGUUGGACGUUCUGCGAACAACGAUAAAGGAACGCAGGAAAUAUUUCAACACUGAUAAAUGGCGCAUUCAAUCGGAUAUAUACAAUUUGGAUAAGAAGUACAAGAAAACUUUGCAACUAAUAGAUUUAGAAACCAAAUAUGUACAGGCGUGGGAAAAUCAAUGUUUGAACGAGAAUGACGAGUUACUGAAAGAAGAAGCCAACCGUCUCCGUCAGCCGAUACAACAGGAUAGCACAUCAAUAGCGAGAAAUGAUGUAUUCCCCAAAUUAAUAGCAUCUAUAGGCCCUAUUUUAGAAAAAUGGGAACGAAUGUAUGAUAUACAAGUCGGCGCUAUCGAUGUAGAUACUUUGACUUUAGAAUCCGAAGAAGAACAAAUGAUUGAUUCAAUAAAAGAAAUAAAUGAAGUCUGCGAUUUGCUGCAAAUCACAAUAAAUGAUUUCGAAGAACGUAAACGUAAAUACGAAGAGCGAAUGAGGCACGAAGCUUAUAUUAAUAAAAUGGCCACCAGGAUACAAGCGUUCUGGAGAGGUACAAUGGUUAGGAGAUUUUUGGGUCCAUAUAAAUACCUUAGGAAACUAUUCAGGAAAAAAAAAUCAAAAAGAAAUAAAUCAAAAAAAAAUAAAUCGAAA
Molecule: messenger RNA, 1572 nt
Organism: Rhopalosiphum padi (bird cherry-oat aphid)
Lineage: Eukaryota; Metazoa; Arthropoda; Insecta; Hemiptera; Aphididae
Product: dynein regulatory complex protein 9-like
Exons: 3
Biological process (GO): cilium organization
Cellular component (GO): motile cilium; cytoplasm
Molecular function (GO): protein binding
Source: RefSeq, a predicted model, not a curated record